CGAUCAGGAUUGUGUCAAACUCUUCCGAGACGAGCUGGCGUAACGGAUGCUCUACUAGUUUGGGAAAAGGAAGUCACCUGCCUGCCGAGAAUCGUCCUUCUCUUGCUUCUCAUCUGUAUUUCCGUUCCCUCUCUCUGUUUCUCCUGCUCCUUUUUCUGUUAAUUUUCUGCAGUAAAUCCAAUCAUUCGGUUCCGCAGUGUUGGUUCUCAUCGUUGCCUCUCCUUCCCUUCAAAUUCUUUUUCAUUUUCUUCUCUUGUUUUUCACUGGUAGAGAGGUGAACGAACAUAUAGGGAGAUUGGUAUGGGGUUGUUUGAUCUUGAGAAGCACUUCGCCUUCUAUGGAGCGUACCACAGCAACCCCAUCAACGUCAUCAUCCAUGUCCUGUUCGUGUGGCCGAUCUUCUUCACGGCUCUCCUUCUCUUCUACUUCACCCCGCCCAUGGUCAACGUCACCAUCCCCUUCCCAGACACCCUGUACCUCAAUUUUGGGUUCUUCUUUGCUCUCGUUUUCGCCGGUUUCUACGUGCUUAUGGACUUGAAAGCUGGUUUCCUGGCUGCUUUUCUUUGCUUCUUUUGUUGGGUAGGUAGCAGCUUUCUGGGCCACCGGCUUGGGUAUUCUCUGGCUUGGAAGGUGGUACUGGCAUCUCAGAUAUUCUGUUGGACUUGUCAGUUUAUAGGCCAUGGGGUGUUCGAGAGACGAGCCCCAGCCCUCCUGGACAAUCUUGCACAAGCUUUCCUGAUGGCUCCUUUUUUCGUUCUGCUUGAGGUUCUUCACAAGUUGUUUGGCUAUGAACCAUACCCGGGUUUCACUUCCAAAGUUAAUGCCAAGAUACAGGCGGAUCGUGAAGUAUGGCAAGCUAAGAAACUGAAGAAAGCUUCUUAGUUCUUAAUGUAUCCUUGGCCUUGUUCACCAAGCUCAGAUACUUUUCUCUAAUGUAAUAGACUAAAUACUCUCCAUACUGAUAACCUCUUUUUGUGUGUCGGUGUGCUUUUGUAAUGAAAUCGCUGGGGAGGAAACUAGAUGAGUCAAGUGACAGAGUGACUCUCAACUGUAGGACUGUUCAUAAAGCAAAUAAAGCCAUUUCUAGUCUCC
Nymphaea colorata (pocket water lily) is the source of this 1092-nucleotide messenger RNA. Its product is annotated as 2-hydroxy-palmitic acid dioxygenase MPO1. Gene Ontology annotation, cellular component: endoplasmic reticulum. The coding region runs from base 301 to 882 and encodes 193 amino acids. The record is from RefSeq and is a predicted model, not a curated record. NCBI's taxonomy places the organism in Eukaryota, Viridiplantae, Streptophyta, Magnoliopsida, Nymphaeales, Nymphaeaceae. Gene Ontology annotation, biological process: sphingoid catabolic process. The transcript is spliced from 4 exons.